GUUAUUGUAGCCCUAGUCUAUGUCGCCACUUUCGCCCUUUGGGUUGCCGCCUCAAUGUCCCCUGGCUUCUACAUCAGCGAUAUGAUUAUCGCUUCCAUCGGCAUCACAGCCCUUCUAGUGUUGGGUAUAGUAGAAUCCGACUCAGCAGUACUUGAGGACAAGCGUCCCUUCAGAAUGCUCAUAUACUAUGGAACGCUCCUAUCGAUCAUCCAAACGGCCGUGUCAAAGGGAUACUGGGCAUAUCCGUUCGCUGGCGAGUAUGUUGUCGGUUGGUUAUCGGGAAAACCAGUCGGCAGCUCUCUUCUGCUUGCUUCCAUUGUUAUGUACUUUACUUCUUAUGUUUAUACUUCCCCAUUGGCCCAUACGAGAGAUUUCUAUCCCCCCAUAUUCGAGUCUUUGAUCCAAAACGGAGUUCCAUCUCAUCUUGGCUCGAGUGUCUUAUCGUAUGUCACUAUGGCACGCAAUAUUUCCCCGUAUACUUCUCCCACGAAUCCUGCCUACUAUGUUCUCGGGUACGUAACCGUCCGUCAGUGGUGGUUCUGCGGUAUAGCAUCACUCGCACUAAACUACCUCUUCCUUAUCUCU
This is a messenger RNA of Perkinsus marinus ATCC 50983, 585 nucleotides long. RefSeq lists its product as hypothetical. Gene Ontology annotation, cellular component: membrane. The record is from RefSeq and is a predicted model, not a curated record. Gene Ontology annotation, molecular function: transmembrane transporter activity. Gene Ontology annotation, biological process: transmembrane transport. The annotation marks the transcript as partial. The transcript has 2 exons. NCBI's taxonomy places the organism in Eukaryota, Perkinsozoa, Perkinsida, Perkinsidae.